UUCACAGACCCACAAAUCAUCUCUUUCCCUACUUCGCCCAUUUCCAUUUUCCCUUCAAUUUCCUUUAGAUCCCUCCAAUAGAAACAUUCCCCUCGCUUUUCUAGGAGAAAGAAAGAAAAAAGAACAGACUUCCCAAGAAAAGAAAAAUACAAUAUGAGAGAAAUUCUUCACAUCCAAGGUGGGCAAUGCGGGAACCAAAUCGGAGCUAAAUUCUGGGAAGUGAUAUGCGACGAGCAUGGAAUUGACCAUACGGGAAAGUACAGUGGAGAUUCAGAUCUCCAACUUGAAAGAAUUAAUGUGUAUUAUAAUGAGGCAAGUGGUGGUAGAUAUGUGCCCCGUGCCGUUCUUAUGGAUUUGGAACCUGGCACUAUGGACUCAGUUAGAUCUGGUCCUUUUGGUCAGAUCUUUAGACCUGAUAAUUUUGUUUUUGGUCAAUCUGGUGCUGGUAAUAAUUGGGCUAAAGGACAUUACACUGAAGGAGCUGAAUUGAUUGAUUCUGUUCUCGAUGUUGUCAGGAAAGAAGCUGAGAAUUGUGAUUGCUUGCAGGGAUUUCAGGUUUGUCACUCACUGGGUGGAGGCACUGGUUCUGGCAUGGGAACUCUUCUUAUUUCUAAGAUCAGGGAGGAGUAUCCUGAUCGCAUGAUGUUGACAUUUUCUGUCUUUCCUUCUCCAAAGGUGUCUGACACAGUUGUUGAGCCGUACAAUGCCACUCUUUCUGUUCAUCAGCUUGUGGAAAAUGCUGAUGAAUGUAUGGUCUUGGACAAUGAGGCAUUAUAUGACAUCUGCUUCCGCACUCUCAAGCUCGCUACUCCAACUUUUGGUGAUCUUAACCACCUUAUAUCUGCUACCAUGAGUGGUGUUACCUGCUGCCUCCGGUUCCCUGGACAGCUAAACUCUGAUCUUCGCAAGCUUGCAGUUAACCUUAUCCCAUUCCCUCGCCUCCACUUCUUCAUGGUUGGGUUUGCACCCUUGACUUCCAGAGGAUCACAACAGUACAGGGCUCUGACUGUGCCAGAACUGACCCAGCAGAUGUGGGAUGCCAAGAACAUGAUGUGUGCCGCUGACCCACGACAUGGCCGCUAUCUAACUGCUUCAGCAAUGUUCCGCGGUAAAAUGAGCACUAAAGAAGUUGAUGAGCAAAUGAUAAAUGUCCAGAACAAGAACUCUUCAUACUUUGUUGAGUGGAUCCCCAACAACGUCAAGUCUAGCGUCUGUGACAUCCCACCAAAGGGUCUCAAGAUGGCAUCUACUUUUAUUGGGAAUUCGACAUCCAUCCAGGAAAUGUUCAGGCGUGUCAGCGAGCAAUUCACAGCAAUGUUCAGGCGCAAGGCUUUCUUGCACUGGUACACUGGUGAGGGUAUGGAUGAAAUGGAAUUUACUGAGGCUGAGAGCAACAUGAAUGAUCUGGUGGCCGAGUACCAGCAGUAUCAGGAUGCAACCGCUGAUGAUGAGGAGUACGAGGAGGAAGAAGGGGAGGAAAUAUGACAUCUGUCUUUUUUUUUCCUUUUCGUUUUUUCAGUUCUUCUGAAGUCUGUAUCUUGUUGGCUCUUUGUUGUGAGUGAUUAUAUAUGUAUAUUGAUUGAUGUCUCAAGGGUCAAAGGAGAUUGACAUGUUGAUGUGUAUGGGGUGUACCAAAGAUGGGUCUUUUUGUGACUGUUUUUGUUUUUAAUUGCAGUGAUGUAUGUUUGUAUCUAGUAAAUAAAAACGAAUUGAAAUGUUAA
Ricinus communis (castor bean) is the source of this 1721-nucleotide messenger RNA. RefSeq names its product tubulin beta chain. The record is from RefSeq and is a predicted model, not a curated record. Gene Ontology annotation, biological process: microtubule cytoskeleton organization; mitotic cell cycle. Gene Ontology annotation, cellular component: cytoplasm; microtubule. The transcript has 3 exons. Lineage: Eukaryota; Viridiplantae; Streptophyta; Magnoliopsida; Malpighiales; Euphorbiaceae. Gene Ontology annotation, molecular function: GTPase activity; structural constituent of cytoskeleton; GTP binding. The coding region runs from base 154 to 1485 and encodes 443 amino acids.